Molecule: messenger RNA, 579 nt
Organism: Capsicum annuum
Lineage: Eukaryota; Viridiplantae; Streptophyta; Magnoliopsida; Solanales; Solanaceae
Exons: 1
Coding region: 1-579 (192 amino acids)
Source: RefSeq, a predicted model, not a curated record
AUGGUGUGUUUGAACAAUACGGUGAAAAAUGCUAAGCAAAUAGGCUGGUUCAGUGGUUUUGAAAUGGAUAGAAGGGCAAACAACAACACGGAAAUAACACACCUACAGUAUGUCGAUGACACAUUGAUAUUUCGUGAUGCCAGUGCUGACCAAUUGAAGUAUCUGAGGGUGAUUCUUGAACUAUUUGAAAGCGUGUCAGGGCUUCACAUUAACUGGAGAAAGAGUUCUAUAUACCCUAUAAAUAAUGUUACCAAUGUAGAGUUCCUAGCAUCAAUUCUGGAAGGUAAAGUGGGAGUUUUGCCUACUGUUUAUUUAGGCAUGCCUUUAGGGGCAAAAUCAAAGUCCAUGGAAAUUUGGAAUGAUGUUAUAGAAAAGUGUGAGGAGAAACUGUCUAGAUGGAAGUCUCAAUACUUGUCACUGGGAGGAAGAGUCACACUCAUCAACUCAGUGUUAGAUGCCCUACCUUCCUACAUGAUGACCCUCUUCCCUAUACCAAUUAGUGUUAUGAAAAAACUUGACAACAUCAGGAAAAAUCCUUUUUGUGGCAAGGGAACAAAGAAAAUAAAGGUUUUCAUCUAG